GAGUAAAAGAGAGUGGCUGCUGCAUAAAUUGCACUUCUUCUCUUGGGGUUCGACAAAAUCCAUUCAAAAGGAGGAGGAUUGAGAAAGAAAAACUAAAAAAGAAGAAGGCUAAAAGAAGAAAAGAAACGACAGAGGAGUCUGUCAGGAGAGAUUAUACGGUUGUUAUCGCCGUAGCAUCUAGCCACUGCCGCCAUCCUUGGCCGCAGCCCGACUUCCGGCCACUACACCACCACCACGGCUAAGAAGGCAAGUUCCCUCCGCCACUAUCUCCGAUUCCAACUCCGAUCUGGUUUUGAAUCUCUACUUCCACCAUGUUGCGCCUAGAUCCGCCAUUGCCGCCGCCAUACCGGAGGUUUAUAGUCAUCGAUGGUGCAACCAAACUCACUAGCUCCCCGCAGCAAAAAGCACUAUGGUCGUGGUGCACCACUCUAGAUUAGAGAUUAAGAGUUUGCCACUCCUAUGGUUCGUCACCGCCAAUGCAAUCGGAAUAUGGGUGCCACUAUUCUGCUGAAAAUCAGCCCCCUUUUCGGAGUGAAAAAGAGGACCAGAUUCAAAUUGAAGAUGGAGACAAACCAGUACUUCAAUUCCCCCUGCCGGUGAUCGACCUUCUCUGUGGGCGCUACUACCGGGGAUGGACCGGGAGCACAGGUUCGACAACCCGAUAGGGGACGAGGCGAGCAAGGCGAAGCUACGGAGACUGGGAAGUUUCUGUUGAUUAGAUUCAGGAAGGACGACGACGACAUACUUGACGAGUUUGAAUUGGCUGGAGUUUCCAUGCAGAUCACGGCAGGAUUCUGUGGGAAACAGCUGCGGCAACAGGUUCCCCGUCUAAGAGGGUCCGGCAGUGGCGAAUGCAGCACUGAGCGGGGGUAGAUCAGAACCGACAGCGGUUCGUGCGGCGGAGCGGGCAUGUAACACCCUAAUCCGUCCAGGGCAUCGUCGAGCUCCGAUGACAAAGUGCCAGAGAAGUCCACCGCAUCCGGUGGAUCGAUAUUGCGGCCGCCUACUAAAACAACAUCCACUGUCGCCACAUGAUUCCGCCACCACCGUCUCUCAAAUCAUCCACCAUCACUUUGUCCGCCCUAGAUCAGAAUCAUGCUCCACCGGCUAUGGAGCAGCUGAUAGGCGAUGUUUCUCAUACCCAAAUCCACAACUGGAUGGAGCCGUCGUUGGGAUUUGCCUCGCUUGAGACCGUCGUUGCGCUCCAACCUGUUUUUGAAGAUUCUAGUGUUUUAGCCAUCAAAAAAGUGAGCCGAGCUCAUAUCGGGGACGCCUGAUUCAUUUAAGCCCUUGAUCUGAGGCACUUUGAUCGAAGAUGGUCUCCGCGAGACAUGAAGAUAUUUACAUCAGUCAGCCGGGCUAACACUGAUCUUCAACAAAGCUACUUCAUCGGUUACUUAUUCGUACUAACAUCGAUCUCGAUGAAAUAACUAUUUGAGGCACCGUCGCUUCAUCAUACUAACUCCGAUGUCGUAUAACUACUCGAAGCAUCGUUGCUUAAUCGAACUGACAUCGCUCUUGUUAUGAUAGUUAUUCACGCGAAUUUUUAUCACCUA
Messenger RNA from Cuscuta campestris, 1556 nucleotides. Lineage: Eukaryota; Viridiplantae; Streptophyta; Magnoliopsida; Solanales; Convolvulaceae. The record is from the annotation of a GenBank genome assembly.